ACAGAGCAACUGAUGAAUGAAAAGUGAUCAUGUUCGACUGUUGGUGGUUUUUGCCAUAACGUUAGAAGGAUACCAGACAGGAGGAUAGGAUUCGAAGGAAAGGAAGCUGUAAGAAAAUGAACUCUGAUGAUAUUUACGAAAAUCUUCCAUGUCACACCGAUGAAGCAUUGCGGAACGGUAACGGAAUGACGAGUGCCGGAAAUCGUGUAUCAGCCGUGUUAGAGGGAGGCGGAGUAGGCCGCAGUAGUGAUGAGGGCGGUGAAGGCAAACUGCAGAAUAAUCUUGCCCUGAACAGCAAGGACAUGUUGUAUGCGACACCGUUGAAAAAAUCGGAACGCCCGGUGAAGGUGCUCAAUAGUAGCGUCCCAGCGAUGCAGAAUGGCAAUGCAGCGCCGGGGACACGGGCGCAACCCAACGCUGGUACAUUCAGCGGUGAAGCAGAGCGCGAUACGAAGAUCAUAAACGCCGAACUGGAAGAUCGACGAAUACGGGACUUCCUGAAGGAUACGUCCCAGAUGCAUAAGAAAAUCGAGCUACACAAAACGUACCAAAGUUCGAAUUUUUCGUACCUCGCACGUAAGGAACACUUUGCCGAUUUGGUGCAGCGGAAUGUGAACAGCAAUGGAGCGUUGGCGAGCGAUCAAUCAGUGCCGUUCCAUGCGGCGGGUGGAGAUGAACCCGAUGCGGCAUCGUUUGCGGCAGGUGGCUAUAAAACGCUGGCAGGGGAGGAAGAGGACAAAAAUUUAGAUCUCGGCAUUAACGAAUCGUUGAACGAGCUGGAGGCACGUUGUAAUGAAAAGCUCGAAAUGUUGGCCAAACUAAACCGAACACGAUCGGGCACUACGACGGAACAGCAAUCCCAGGAGGAUAAUGAACAGGCGGACCUAAUGGAUCCGACAGCGGUGGAGAUGGAAAGAGAGGCUGGAAUCGUACCGAAACCAUCGGCACCGCCACUUUCCGCGUUGAACACGGAGCGUGGAUCAAAAGGGAAUAACUUAGCCGAUCCAAUUGGCGGUGGUACGGGUGGAGGCGAACCAACUAUAAGUGCGCACCUGAAUCGGGAGUGGGUGUUGAAAAAGAUUGCCAUGUGCUUAGAGCAACGGGUCUCGAAGAAACCGGUACCGCCGGUACCAUCAUCCGUGACGGGAGUGGGUCCUUCGAUUGACAGUGUUGCACCCUCUUCUUCAUCCGUACCGACACCCGGUGGUGCGGGAGGAUAUUUCGCGCGUAGUGGUCAACCGGCAGUUAGUGGAAUACCACCUCCAGUGGAUGGAGGACACCGGACAGGCGAAAGCGGAUUGCCUUCCUUGGGCUAUCUUGUUCUCGGAUCGAAUGGUUCAGGGAAAACGUCAAUCUGCAACGACAUCAUCGAGGGAACGUCGGGUACUAAAGGAAUGCUUAAUCGCAGGCUUUUGGCUUGCUAUUUUGUCAACUCCCAGAACCCGGAAUGUCAUAGUCUGAGCAUGUUUAUACGGAGCGUUAUAUUGCAGAUAUUAAGUCAUUCGAGCUACGUCAACAGUACCGGGAGCAGUAUGAUGGGUCAAGAGAUAAUUAACCUCUCGGAAACAUCUAUCGAAGCAAACGAACAACCGGUGAAUACUAGUAACGAUUGCUUACCGGAAGCGGAUCAGCAACAGCUGAAGGGUGAACCGGCUCAAAAUCAUUCCCCUACGCCUGUUGGUCACGAACCAAUGCAACCUGCUGCUAAAACGGAUCAACGGGCCAACGAUUCGAACGAGACAGUCGAUAAGGAGUUGGAAGAUGCAAUACGAACAGAGAUGAAAAUCAACGAACGGGUGGCAGAGUUCUGUUCGGGUCGAAAGAAAGUAUCCCGCCAGCAAUCGGAACCGGUGGAAAGUCUGAGUCGAGAUCGAGAGCAACCCUCCUAUGCGUAUAAAACGCAUCCACCGCCAAUGACAAAAGUUGGCACAGGAAUUGCGGGAACGAUGGAGGAACCGGACGAAGAUGACAAGCAGGACAAGGCCACGAUGAGUCCGGGUAGGCCAGCGAAAGUUUCCAAGAUCCCGAUCGCCAUCGGCAGUACGAUAAGAAGCCCUAAGAAAAUGUCGCCAACCAAGGACGAGAAUAGCAGCAGUAGUGGCGGUAAGCAAGAGAAACAACAAGAAGACGAUACCGGAUCUAAACCGGAACGGGAAGAGGACAUUAUUCUGGAGGGUGGCGGUGAGGCGAUUGCCGAAGGGGAUGUUAGCGAUAUAAAGCUAUUGGAGGACGAAGACAUCGAGGUAAAAGCCAGUGAGGGCGUAGAGGUUAAGAACCGAGUAGAGCCAACCUUUGCGCCAGAAGUAUCGCCAGUACUGAACGAUAUGGACGACAAGCCCUACCCCCAAUUACGAUCGACAAAACCGAUGGAAACGAGUAUUCCACCACCGUUGCCAAAGUCGAAAAAUUGUCGCCAGGUAAUUGCGGACGGGUACUACGAAAUGUUGCUCAGCAAUCCGGACAUUUUCGAAUCACUUACGGUGGACAGCAUUGAGAAGAAUCCAGACGAUUGUUUCAAGAAAGCGAUCCUGUUUCCGCUGUUAGAGUUGUGCCCGCCGAAGAAUGCACUGCUACUGUUGAUCGAUUCGAUCGACGAGAACUACAUCCAGGACGGUAACCUGAUCUCGACGCUCAAAGGCAAACAGGUGACGAAGAGUCGUAACAUUGCGGAACUACUCUCCAACCACAUCCACCUGAUGCCGAAGUGGUUGUUUAUGGUGUGCACGGCCAAGAAGCAGAACAAAAACAUCACCAAACUGUUCACCGGGUUCAAGAAGCUUACGCUGGACGAUCUGCGCAAGUCGCACGUGGUGAAGGACGUGCAGCAGUACAUUAUCAACCGGCUCAAUACGGACUUCCGGGGCAUCAAUCUUACCAAAGACAUCAUCGAAAGUCUGAACCAGCUGUACAUCAAAUCGAACGGAUGUUUGCUGUACCUGUACAAAGUGUUGAACGGGAUAAGGGAGAACUUUUUCACGUUCCGCGAGAUAAAGCUGAUACCGUGCACACUGAACGGUCUGUACCUGUACAUAUGCCAGAAGUCCUUCAACAAGAAGCAAUACAGCAAGAUACGCCCAAUACUGAACGUACUGCUCGUGUGCAACAGCUACGUAGACAAGUACUUCAUCUACAACUGUCUCCGCACGCACAACUACACGCUCGAGAUGGAGGACUUCGAGCGGCGGCUGGAGCUGAUGCGCAACAUCGUCGAGUACAGCCCGUUGAAUCCGUGUGCGGUGCGCAUCUUUCACAACUCUUUCUGCGACUGGUUGAUCGAUGUGAAGUUUAGCACCAAAAAGUUUCUGUGCGAUCUGAACGAGGGCCACGUGAUGGUUUCGAUGUACUACACGGUCGUGGCCGAUGAGAUCUGUCCGAACAAGCUGCGCCUGUAUCUGUACCACCUGAUCAAGACGGGCGAGUAUCUUACGAGCAAAAAUGUCGAUCUCGAUCUGCUGUUGAUACUGCUGGAAACCAAAUCAAACCUGAGCGACUGUUUCUACACCAAUCUGCUGAACUGCUGUGCGAUGUGUGAGGAUGAGUGUCGGAACGAUAUCAACCUGUCGGCGCGCACAAAGUACAUGCUGGACCGGUUCCUGAACGGUCUGCUAAACGAUGAUUUUAUGAUCUUUUUGAACGAUUUUUUCAAACCGAACCUACCGACAGACUGCAAGGUGUUGAAGCUGCUGAUCGAAACGGGAAUUAACAAUGCGGACACGGCACUGUCCUGUGAGUCGUCCGCCAUUAACUCGCCCGUACUGUCGGAUCGGUCGCAGAACAUUGACUCGGAGCUGGCGGAAUUGUUGAUCUCGAGCGAAAAAAGUUGCCAGCAGGAGUUGCAAAAGUCUAUCAAUCUGGAGCUGCUAGACUGUGGUGGCGCAAAUGGUGCUGCUGCAGGAGGUGGACUUAUCGAUGGUUCUGUGGUGGGUAGAGACGGUGGUGCUGUUGGUCUUUCGUCCGGGCUUGCUCGUCAUCGGUACAGCGCAGGGCCAUCGAUUACGGGUGGUGGUGAUGGUGGUAGCAGCGCGCUGGGUGAUUCAAAAUCGGAUAUACAGAACGAUCGUGUCGGUAGUGGGGUGCAGUGCGACAUGUUUGAGGGAGAGAUGCACAAAGGCAAAGCGCUGAUACACAUUCUGGCCAACGAAGGAAACCAUACGCUGCUGGAACGAGCGUUAAAUGCAUGCAAGGAUCCAAUAGAUCUGGAAAUAGAGGACCUCAACGGACAGACUGCACUUAACAUAGCGGCACGAAAUGGACAUCAGGAGAUUGUAAAGUUGCUGCUUACAUACAAACAACCGCUGCGUGACGGGACUGGUCGGUAUCGAAUGAUCGACGUGAACCAUGCGGACCGUGACGGUUGGACUCCGUUACGGUCGGCUUCCUGGGGCGGUCAUACCGAAGUGGUGAAGCUGCUUAUCGAAACGGGUGUAUGCGCAAUCGAUCGUGCCGACAAGGAGGGACGCACGGCGUUACGAGCGGCGGCCUGGAGCGGCAAUGAGGACAUUGUGAAGAUACUGAUCGAAGCGGGAGCAAACGUGAACUCGAUCGAUAAGCAAGGACGCACGUCGCUGAUCGCCGCAUCGUACAUGGGCCAUUAUGAUAUCGUCGAGAUACUGCUGGAGAACGGCGCCGACGUUAAUCAUACGGAUCUGGACGGAAGGAAUGCACUGUGUGUGGCGGCCCUGUGCGGGAGCUCUGGAUAUAGCAGGGUAAUUUCCACGCUGCUCGAGUACGGUGCAAACACGGAUCAGACUGACAACGAGGGAAUGUCACCGCUGUUGGUGAGCUCGUUCGAAGGCAAUGCGGAGAUCUGUGAAUUGCUGCUGGAAAAUGGUGCCGAUCCCGAUAUGGCGGACAACAUGGGCAGGACUCCGUUGUGGGCAGCGUGCACAUCCGGCCAUGCGAAUGUUGUAAAGUUGUUGCUCUUUUGGGGCUGUGGAAUUGAUUGUAUGGAUUCGGAGGGACGAACUGUGCUGAGCGUUGCGGCUGCCCAAGGUAAUCUGGAGACCGUGCGGCAACUGUUAGAUCGUGGACUGGACGAAACGCAUCGCGACAAUGCCGGCUGGACGCCGUUGCACUAUGCAGCGUUCGAAGGGUACGCUGAUAUCUGCGUACAGCUGCUCGAAUCGGGGGCCAAAAUCGAUGAGUGUGAUAAUGAGGGCAAGGCAGCAUUGCACUUGGCAGCCCAGGAGGGUCAUAAUGCGGUGAUGGAAGCGAUCCUAAAUAUACACCGACCGUGCAUCGAUCAGCGAGCGCACGACGGCAAAACGGCAUUCCGUUUGGCGUGCCUGGAGGAACAUUUCGAGUGCAUUCAAACGCUGCUAAAGUUCGGUUGUGAUAUCAACUCGAAGGACGCGGAUUCGCGCACGACGCUUUACAUUCUGGCGUUGGAGAAUAAGCUGAAGGCGGUUAAGUUUUUGCUCGAAUACUCAAACGCCGACGUGAACAUUCCGGAUAGCGAGGGUAGGACGGCAUUACAUGUGGCCGCAUGGCAGGGCCAUGCGGAGAUGGUGAAACUGUUGAUAACGCUCGGCAACGCGGAUGUGAAUGCGAUGGACUUGGAAUCUAGAACACCGUUGCACUCCUGCGCCUGGCAGGGCAAUCACGAAGUGAUGCAGCUUUUGCUGUACUACGGUGCGAUUCCGGAUCAUGCCUGCAAGCAAGGGGCAACGGCGUUGGGAAUUUCCGCACAAGAAGGGCACGAGAAGUGUGUCAGCUAUCUGCUGAAGUACGGUGCUAACCCGUACAAGUCGGACCACUGCGGGCGGACACCGAUCAAGCUUGCGGCUAAAUCGAAUCGCAACAAUGUGCUUCGAAUUCUGGAAAGUUUUACCAAAAACGAUUUGGAUUGUGGUAAGAUGAUGCACCCUCAUCUGAAUUUAAAAUCACCGGAUGAGUUGCCACCAUGCAGUUCCAUACACAAUCCCUCCCCAUCGUCGGGUUAUCCGAACAAUCCGAAUCUGCUAAUGCCUGCCGGUGGUGGUGGCGGUGGCUCGGCAAUCCUAAAUGCAUCGUCAACAAACUCAAACACAACUAGCUCUACUACGCAAAACAACAACUUCUACGAAAACACGAUGCACUCCGACACGAGCAGCUUGCAGAAGCGUAAAAGUGUCAUCUCUAGUCAAUCUACCGGUAGCAGUAAUGAGCAAGCACCGAUGUCCUUUACGCAGCAACUUCAAAAACAUUCGCGCCAUCACAACUCCAAAUCGCACCACAUCGUGCAGCAACAGCAUCAACCGCAUCAUCAACAACACCAGCAAACGUCGUCGUCUUCGGUUGCCAAAUUUGGAAACAAAAAACAUUCCCAGGUACUGCCGAACGUUGAGGAGUACCAAGCAAAUAUUGCCUCAAACAUACGCAUAAAUCCGAACGAUGCCGAUCUGUUCGAUCUGGGUUGUAUGUCCCCACUGUACGCGACGCCACCACAUUCGCCGAGCAGUGAAAUUAGCUCACCGGGACAGAAUCAACCACCGUCCUCGUUGGCACUGCUUGGCAAACAGUUCGAGGAGAUGAACAUUAGCCUUUCGAACAACAGUACGAUUAUGAAUCCGCACGAUAAUCACUUUGCCCGUGAUACGCAUAUGCGCAUCAUUUUAGGCAACAAUCAGAAGGAAGGUGGUGGACAACUACAGGGAGCCAGUGGUGGUGCCGGAGCAGGAGGUAAAUCAUCAAAGCGCAGCGGUAUUGCAACAAAUCCGGCAAUGCGUUUGAUACGCAACCGUAUCGAUUCUGCGGCGCAGCUUAUCCGACGUACGAACAACAUUCUUUCCAGUGGUGGCAACAACCAGGGUUCGUCUAGUAUUGGUGUGAAAUCGGGCACGUUCCAAUGGCGCAAGGAAAGUCAGAUGUAAUUUGCUGACCAGACCAUUAAUGUAUUUGCACACACGGGAAUUGGGAAAUUACUUUUAAAAAAACAGGGAUGUAUGUACAUUUUUCUCACUCAACAACCGUGUGGAUAGGCAAGGACAGGGAGAAAGAUGGGUCCCAGUGUGUGGCAAGGUGGGUUUAAACAAAGCAAUGUGUUAUAUGGGAUAGAAUAACGAAAUGAAGCCACGAGAGAGUGGUGAGUAGUGUACGGGAGUUUGUGUGGUGUUGGAAAGUUUAUACAUACAUUACUCUUUCCCCUUGCACGAACGUAGCGUAGUUAAGAGUGCACCCGAUUUUUUCCAGUAACAUUUUGAACGGUACUGUUGUAGGCCGCGGCAAAAAGAACCGCAACGAUCAUGAUACUGGUAGAUCAUGGCAUGGUGAAAAGAACUGUAUCCAAAUGAAAAGCACAUAGAGUAGGGGACGUGUUGGAUAUCAGUAUGUGAUGAUAGUGUGGCAUUUAAAAUUCAACAAAGAGAGUUACUGUCUCUUUCUAUCUAUUAAUCGUGCACACCACCAGUAGUAGCUGGAGAACACUCCUUUUAAUAUAAGAGUUUAUCACACCGGUUGUAGAGUAAACAGGGAAAACAGACAAACACAGUAUAAUAGGACAUGAGCAGACAUAUGAGAGAUUUCGUAUUAUCGGUCCAUGCUCCAGCUGUUGGAUAUAUCGUACUAGUGACACCUUUUGCAUCAGUUAAAUGCCUUCAAUGGUGUGAUGUUUGUCAAAUUACUGGUUUACAUUUAUCGUACCUCUUUUGCUACCCAACUUUACACAACCGUAUGUCAGUAGCGUUUCUUUUGCUAUUCUUUAAAGAUGAAAUUUAUUUUCAUAUUGAACUAUACUUUAAUGAAACACUUGACGUACCAGUAGUGUAUGGGGCAGUGCGAAUAAGCCUCUCCAAUCGCAAAUAGUACAGAAACACAUUGGACUGAUCAUCUUUUAUAUAGCGUAACACGUGUAAACGAUGGGUUUUUGAAACGUAUAUUUUUUGCGUAAAUAUUUUUAUGUCACGCUUGUUGUCAGUUUAGCUAAUACAAUAGACAUUAUUUUGACGCCAUGACAAUCUAUUUUUCUAACAUAAAAAUGUUCAUAAUCUAACCGUGAGGUUGUGUUGUGCAAUUUGAAAGUUUCUUAUAGUUGAUUUUUUUUGUUUGUUUUAUUUUGUACUACACGUCAGGGAGAUUACAUGGCCUUUGCUCAGUACGGAUGGAUGGAAUUGUGUAAAUGCUUCUCUCCUCCUAGCGCGACCCAUCAGACCAUAACAUGUUUUUUUUUAAUUUUACAUAAAAAUAAAUUUAUUUAUUUCCCCCGCGUCGCAGAAAACAGAAGUCCCAGAGCAGCACACUUGUUAAGCAAAAAGUACGAUGUGAAGAAUUAUUACGAAACGGUAGAAGAAACAGAAAAAUGAGAUAUAAAUCCCAGUAAAUAACUCAAGUUACAGUAUGUGGUAAGAUUAUAUCGUCAUUUCAAGUAUUGAUCCUUUUUGCAUUCGUGAGGAAGAAGGGAUGGGGACCGAGGAAUGGUGGUGAACGACAGACAAAAAGGGCCACACGAAUGAAACAACAACCUGAACCACUCAACCAAUUGAUAAAACAGCACUCACCUCUAAUUAGACUUGUAAGUUGAUGAUACAAAGGAUAAAACAAUGAAAAACGUUUAUUUUCAAGACGUAAAAUUACUUACACGUAUAUUCCACGAAUCAGCCAAUUGAAGCAAAUUAUUUAAAGACCCAUACACACUUCAUAGUUAGUUUGAGUCGCGAGUUUGAUUGAAAUAUUCUUUGAUAAUCUUUUUCUUCCUCUUUCUGGCGCUUCGUGCUGCGCACGCAGGAAGAAAUGGGCCAUAAUUCUAGAUAAAUGGAAGGAAAAAUGGAAGGUGUAGAUUUGCGUGUGAUUUGCGGUUAAUCUUUGGAAUUAGAUGAGCCAAUGAAAAGGGUGUAGUAAACUCCAGUGCAAGAGCUCAAAUAGAACUGGUGAAGGAAAAUGAUCGGCAUCGGUGUUCCGAUUAUUCUGCGCAUAAAGGCAUAAACUUACUGAUUCUAGUCGAUUUUUAGUUAUACGGGCUGGCCUACGGCAAAAUGAUUUUUACCGGGAUGCCAUAACAUUUGUGUUUCACUGCCCGUGGUUACUUCAAACACUUCAAAGCAAAGAGAGACAAACGGAUACAGGAGAAAUGCAUCCUUGACACAUAGAUUUAAAGGAUUGUUUCCCUUUUCUCUGUGUGUCCCCCUUGGUGUAGAUGCGAGCAAUUGGAUCCCACUGAAAAAUAAUGAAUUAAAUGUGUGAUUUUGUUUUUUAUUUUACAAAUAAGCUAAGUUCCACCUCAUAUACCGAUUGAUAGUGUUUCUACAUUCGUUUGUGUCGCCCGUAAUUAGCAUGUAUUAUUUAUUGGUUUCUUAUGUAUAUCUGUGUGACGAGAACGCUGCGCGCAAACAGGUGUAAUGCACGCAAACAGAGGACGCGUGGGUGCGGUAGUAAAUACCGAGAAUAAUUCCUUCUUAAUUUCAAUAUAAUUGACUGGGUGACCCUUCGAAAACAAAGAGAGAACGUAGUGCAAAAGUAAUAAAGAAACAAAAUUAAAGUAGAAUUUGCUUUAUGGCAUGUCGAGGCAGAUGAAUGUUGUACAAU
Anopheles moucheti is the source of this 9498-nucleotide messenger RNA. RefSeq names its product ankyrin repeat domain-containing protein 50. The record is from RefSeq and is a predicted model, not a curated record. The coding region runs from base 117 to 6851 and encodes 2244 amino acids. The transcript has 7 exons. Gene Ontology annotation, molecular function: protein binding. Lineage: Eukaryota; Metazoa; Arthropoda; Insecta; Diptera; Culicidae.